This is a messenger RNA of Salvia miltiorrhiza (redroot sage), 945 nucleotides long. Its product is annotated as protein MIZU-KUSSEI 1. Lineage: Eukaryota; Viridiplantae; Streptophyta; Magnoliopsida; Lamiales; Lamiaceae. Bases 176 to 790 code for a protein of 204 amino acids. The transcript has a single exon. Gene Ontology annotation, biological process: hydrotropism. The record is from RefSeq and is a predicted model, not a curated record.
CCCACUUUAUACUUCCUUGUCCGCAUGCUUAAGUGCAUAAACACGCGGUAUUUUAAUCUCCCACCAAUUUAAUUAUAUAUCUCUGAUUUCAAAAAUAAUUCUAUCAAUAUAAAUAACACCAUGUAGUGUACACUAACCCUACCAUAUUCACAUUCUCUCUCAGCACAACCCUACCAUGAUCAUGUCCUACCCGGUUGGCGGCCGCACCGCCGUGGACUGCGAGAAACAAGUCCGGUCGUGGCGGCUCCUCCGCUCCGUGGCGGAGCUGCUCCUCCCCACGUGCAACUGCAUGAUAACACAAGAAAACGAGUUCCGCCACAAGCGAUCCUCCUCGUCGACGGUCUCCGGCACGAUCUACGGGCAGCGGCGCGGCAAAGUGAGCCUCUGCAUCCAAACAAACCCUGAUUCAACAUCUCCGAUCCUCCUUCUGGAGCUGGCCAUCCCCACAAACGUUCUAGCCAAGGAAAUGAAAGGCGGGUCGAUCCGGUUCGCCUUCGAGUGCAAAACGGAUCCGGGUUCGGGUCCCCUGUUGUCCAUGCCUGCAUGGACAAUGUACUGCAACGGAAGGAAACUAGGGUUUGCGGUGAAGAGGAAGCCUUCCAGGGCUGACGUGGAGCUUCUGCAGAAGAUGCAAAACGUCGUCGUUGGCGCCGGCGUGGACGACGACGUCAUGUAUCUGCGAGGCAUGUUUCACAGAUUUCAUGCCUCUGCCAAUUCCGACUCGUUUCACUUGAUUGAUCCUGAUGCAGCCCAGGAGCUAAGUUUUUAUUUUCUUCGAUCAUAUUGUUGAUUCAUUGUAAUAUUUUGUUUUUGGGGCACCCACUUUUUGAGCCGUGCAUGAUUGCAUGGCUUUGGCUUAUGCUCUUGUCUUGUGGGUUGGAUGAUGUCUCUUUUUUCUUUUCUUUUUUUCGUUUUAUACAUCAUGUGGUUCGACUUUAAUUUUCA